GCCACUCGCAAUUAGGAAUCCAGCAUGAUAAGCACAAUCGACGACCUCCACCUAUCUCCACCUCUGACGACAAACAACAGCAAAGCCACCACCCACGACGUCCCCACUGUGUUCUUCUCCACCGGAGGAUACACGAGGAACGUCUACCACGAGUUCAAAGAUGACCUGAUCCCUCUCUACAUCACCUCCCACCAGUACAACAAAAGGGUCAUCUUCGAGUUCCACGACUGGUGGAUCUCCAAAUACUCUGACAUCCACUCCCACCUCUCCAACUACCCCGCCGUCGACUUCUUAUUAUGAAAAACAGACCCACUGCUUCCCGGAAGCCACCGGAGGUCCUAGACUGACAUAAAUAAUCCAUGUGCACCUCAAAUGUGUUGUGGACAGUUGGGAGAUAUACCACCCUACAAUGGUUUAUGUUAGGCCUAGUUUUAUCAUGAGGGAGGAGAGUUAUGGAGAGCAAUUACAAGUAUUGAAAGAUGAACCUGCUUAUCGUGGCUUCCCAAUGACGACUUUGAUUCAAUUACAAAGUAAUCAGAGAAGCAGAGAGGAGCACGUUCAACAAUGAAAAAGUGAGAGCAUU
Messenger RNA from Linum trigynum, 583 nucleotides. Lineage: Eukaryota; Viridiplantae; Streptophyta; Magnoliopsida; Malpighiales; Linaceae. The record is from the annotation of a GenBank genome assembly.